Molecule: messenger RNA, 3572 nt
Organism: Culicoides brevitarsis
Lineage: Eukaryota; Metazoa; Arthropoda; Insecta; Diptera; Ceratopogonidae
Gene: Tmf
Product: TATA element modulatory factor
Exons: 4
Coding region: 187-3216 (1009 amino acids)
Cellular component (GO): Golgi apparatus; endoplasmic reticulum
Source: RefSeq, a predicted model, not a curated record
CUCCCGAAAUUUCUUUGAAAAUGAAGUUUUUUGUCGAAAUUUAAGCGUUGAACGUGUUUUUAAUUGAAUUUUUGGAUAAACAAAAUAUCAUUUAACAUCAAAUCAUCCAUUGGGUUUUGUUGAAAAGCCACAUACAAAGUUAAUUGUCGUGCAGAUUGUCCACGUAAUCCAAGAAAAAAAUCAUUCAUGACGACUCAAUUUGCAACAAUGAAUUGGUUCGACACAAAAGCUAUAUCUAGUCUACUUAAAGAGGCACAAAAGCAAAUUGACAAAGCAUUAGACAUCAAAGAUGACGAAGAAGAGGCAUCUUCAUCAUCGUCAUCCGCAAAAGCGAGUCCCAAAGUGCCUGCGAAAGGCCUCUUGAUGGAUGAUUCGACCGCUGGAGCAAAUUGGAAUGAAAAACAAACGCCAGAUACGCCAAUUACUGUGUCUCCAACUGUUCAAUCAACCAUUCCAAUCUCGAAUGAUAGUUCCGAAUCGUUGGAAAUGUUAACUCCGAGCUCAGAAUUGAUUUCUCCGCAAAGCAGUUCGUCACAUACGUUGCAUGGAGCAUCAGAUUCUGUCGAACUCGUGAGUGCUUAUGAUACUUCAAAAGGCAUUUCUCAAAUCGAUAGCUUAAUUAAUACGCCAACAACUCCCGAAAGUAUUGAACUUGUGACAGACAACACAGAUAGUGCAAUAGAAUCGAUUUCUCCAAUAGAUGAUCCGUCGACAAUCGAUACUGAACUUCCUGUAACUGUGAAACAAGGAAAUUUGCCAAUUACAACACCUCCUUCGCGUUCAGGAUUACGUUUGAAUAUCGCUUCUGUGGAUGAAACUGACGAACUACCAAAGCAGCAAAAUAUUCGUGUGAUGAACGAGUCAAAUGAUUCGGACAAGACAAUUGUUUCAACGACCGAUGUUUCAAUGGAUAUGUGCGAUAUUCGAACAACGAGCGGAUCGACAACGAGUUUCGAGGAAAUUUGUCCCGCGAUUCGAACUUAUCAUCAAAUCGAGUUGACUGAUUCGAGUGCGGGCGCAUCUCGUGAUGUCUCAAAUUCACGAAAUUCAUCGAAACAUAACGGAGAUUCAGCAGAUGAAGUUGAAACAGGCACGUCAUCUGAUAUUGAAGUUAUUUCAAGUCCAAGCACGAAUUGCUCCGCAUAUCGCGAAAGUCCCAUGAAACAAGGCGCUUCGGAUAAAACAAGCGAUAGCAUGGUUAUUAUCAAGAAAGGACAUUUCCGCGAACCAUCUGAUCUGAGUAUUCAAAGCACAACGAGUGAAGAUUCGCAUUUUAGCUCACAAUCGGAGACAGAAAAACUUUUGAAACGCAUUAACGAACUAAGUGAGUUGCUUGAACAACGAGAAAAUAAAAUGCUUGAGAUGGGUCGUCGUAAUUCUGAAUUAGUUGAAGCGAAUGCUGAUAUGCAAGCAAGAUUAGAUGCUCGUUUAAAUGAUCCGCUGGAAUUGACGAACGUCACGGAAGAGUAUACGCAACGAUUGUCGGCGCUCGAGAAGAAAUUCCAACAAACGAUAAGAGAAAAAGAGGCUUUCCGCAAAGAAUUGGCAGCGAUGAAACAAGAAUUUGUGUCAAAAGUUAGUAAAGACGAGUUAGAACGCAUGAUUGGGGAGAAGGAUGGUCUAAUAAGUGAAUUGCGAAUGGAAGGAGAAAAACUUUCGAAACAAAUUUUGAAUUUGAAUAACAUCAUUAAGAAACUUCGAGCGAAAGAAAAGGAAAAUGAUGCACAAACGAAAUCGCAUAAGGAGCAAAUUAGUGGAUUAACAGAUGAAACAGAACGAUUGAAAAAGUCACUUUCAGCAAAAGAGAACGUUGAACGUUCUCAAAUUGAAGCCGUACACAAACUCUCUUCUGAAUGCAAGAAACUCGAAGAAGAAAAUUCCAAAAUUAAGUCUCAAAAUGAAGAUUUGACUCAAAAAUUUGAAACGCUAAAGGCAUCUUUUGACGCUGCGAAAAAAGAGCUUUUAGAUCUGAAGAAGGAAAAUAAGGAAAUGUCCCGAAAAAUAACUGAUUUCAAUGCCAUACAAUCCGAAAAACAAGAAGCGCAAUGCCAAAACCAACAAAUGAGCGACGUCAUCACGGAACUGAAACGCAAAUGGAAACAAUCUGAAGAGCAACAAGCGCAAGCGAUGAUUACUUUGCGUCAAGAGAACACAAAUCUCCUGCGACAACUCGAAGAAGCUGAAUUCCGAUUGCAAGAACAAACAGAAGCCUAUUCCGUAGCAACUGUUCCGCUCAUGAAACAAAUCGAAACACUUCGAGGCCAAUUGUCAAACAGGACAAUGCAACAUGAAAAACGCGAGCAAGAACUCUCUGUCAAAUUAGAAGAAGCAGAAAUGCAAAUCAAGCAACUUAGCAACAGCGAAACACAAUAUAAGGAAAAUGUGUUGAAUCUUAAAUCGCAAACUGUGACAUUAGAAACUCGUUUAGCGGAUGCCAUGCAUCAAGUAGAAGAGGCAAAUGUUCAAUUGCAGGCACAAAAAAUCGAAUUAGAACGAAAUUUGACUACACAUCGUUUGGAAAUGGAAAAAUCCGCAAGAAACGAAAAGGAAUUUGGCGAAAAAAUCAAAGAAUUGGAACGAAAAUUGGCAGAAACAGAGGAAAAGUUGAAGAAAAGACGACAACUUCACAUUCAAACAACCCUUCCGCAAGACGACGAGGAAGAAGAAGAUGAACGUACGUAUACGAAUGAACCGAGAUCUUCAAGUAAAACAAACAAUGACACAUUCAGUGAGAAGAGAUCGAGUUCGCCAACUCUCAGUUUGAGCAUUUCUAUGGCAGAUUCCUUUACAUGGCAGCCUGACGAUUUAGAUUGCAUUUCCCAAAGCGGAGGUCCAGGAGCAUUAAAUCCUUUGUAUGGAUCUUCAGUGCAUCAUCAAACUUCGUUGAUGGAAAAUCUUCAAGCAACAAUUCGUCAAAAAGACGGAGAAAUAUCUCAACUUCAGCGUGAAAUUAAACAACUCGUCACUGAACGUCAAUUUUUAUCUGAAGAAGUUGCCAAAUUAUCGCUUGAACUUGAAAAUAUAAAAGAGAACAUCAAAAACAACGAAGACGGUGAACGUCAACACGCAGAGCUCCAACAACAGUAUAACGCUCUUCUCCAAAUGUACGGCGAAAAAAUCGAAGAAACAGAAGAACUGAAACUCGAUUUAGUCGAAGUAAAGGAAAUGUACAAGUCACAGUUGGAAGAAUUACUUCAAGCACAAAAAAGUGCAUGAGACAAAAGUGCUAUCGUUGUCUUUUAAUCGCUUCUUAAAAUGGCUUUUUAUCCCAAAAUGGCAUUUUGCAUCCACAUUGAAUUAUUCCCGUUUCUAAAAAUGAUAAAAAAUAAAGUUUUUUAGUGAUAUUUAAAUGUUUAAGUGAAAAUCGUACGUAUUUUAUUAGAUAAAAAUAUAAGAAUCGCAUAAAGUGAAAUGAAUUUUUUGAAUGAGAACGAACGGGAAAAUAUUAAACUUUUAACAAUUCUUGUUCUGUUGAAUGAAGUUAUGUGUUAGAAAAGACGUAAAAAAGUAAGAAGACGCGUAAAAUUGUAUUACUUAUUAAAAUAAAAAUUACAUAAAAGUACUUACUUUUG